AUUCAAAGACGUUGUUGUUGGUGGAACAGCCCAGCGCGGGAAUUGGGAUACAAAUGUCGAUGAAAGAGAAACACAAGCUAUUCUGGAUAGGGUCGCUGAAUUUGAACCAACAAUUAAGGUAUUUGUUUGGACUAUGCGAUCAUGGUACACCUAUAAGAGGUACUCUAGACCAUCUCGCUAAUAUGGACACCUCUCUAAUAUGGACAUCUCUCUCAAAUAUGGACACCUCUCUAAUAUGGACACCUCUCUAAUAUGGACAUCUCUCUAAUAUGGACACCUCUCUAAUAUGGAUAUCUCUCUAAUAUGGACACCUCUUUAAAUACAGACAUCUAUCUAAGACAGACAUCUCUCUAAUAUGGACACCUCUCUAAUAUGGAUACCUCUCUUAUAUAGGACACUUGUUUAUGACAGCCACCUAUCUAAUAUGGACGCGUCUCAAAUUUGGACACUUCUUUAUGACAUACACCUCGCUAAUAUGGACACCUCUCUAAUAUAGACAGCUCUCUAAUAUGGACACCUCUCUAAGAUAGCCACCUCUCUAAUAUGGAUACCUCUCUAACAUAGACAGCUCUCUAAGAUAGACACUUCUCUAAGAUAGACACUUCUCUAAGACAAAUCCCUCUUUAAAACUCUAUGAUGUAUUCUAUUUUCUUAGAAAGGUACCAUUAUUGAUCAGUGGGUAGGCUUGAGACCAGUACGAGAUUCCGUCCGUUUGGAAAAAGAAGUCAUGGAUGUAAAGACACAAUACGGCUCGAAACUAAAGUUACAGGUACAUAGUAUUACGUAUUUCUAACCACACAAAACCAGUUUUACCGUAGUAAGAAUAUGGGUCUCCUCCGAUUCUUUUGUUCUCCGAGGGAAUAUACCGUACGGCUCGUAAAUUGCUUUUCAGGUAGUUCAGACACAAACGACGACAGCUUAUUCACCCCCCUCACGCAAGAUUUAUUCUUUUGUAGGUUGUUCAUAAUUAUGGCCACGGAGGUGCGGGCUUGAGCCUGUUUUGGGGCUGUGCUGAAGAAACCAAAGACCUGGUGCUUACUACUCUAUUGCAUAGUGGCUUGUGA
Molecule: messenger RNA, 1064 nt
Organism: Paramuricea clavata
Lineage: Eukaryota; Metazoa; Cnidaria; Anthozoa; Malacalcyonacea; Plexauridae
Source: the annotation of a GenBank genome assembly